Messenger RNA from Lineus longissimus, 917 nucleotides. RefSeq lists its product as uncharacterized. The transcript is spliced from 4 exons. NCBI's taxonomy places the organism in Eukaryota, Metazoa, Nemertea, Pilidiophora, Heteronemertea, Lineidae. The record is from RefSeq and is a predicted model, not a curated record. The coding region runs from base 346 to 795 and encodes 149 amino acids.
GGCGUCGAGGUGGCACAAAGCACUACCACUUAUACGGAUCACAACCUACAGGUCAACACCCACGAAGAAUACGAGAUCGGCUACAAGAAAGACACCAAGAGCGACUACUUCAAGGGACGAAUUGGCUUCCUCAGAAUCCUCAACGAGGUUUUUAACCUUGCCGCCCCUGCACAUGAGCUCUAUCACACUGAAUUCUCAGGACCUACAGAUCACAUUGAAUCAAUCAGCGAAGGUGCCUCCUUCGUCUUCGACAGUGAGUUAAACAAACUCGUCCUGGAGCUUAAUGGUACUGGGUAUGCUCAUGUCCCCGCGGUCAAGUUCCAGAAGCAGGACUUUACCAUCGAAAUGUGGUUCAAAUCAAUUGCAAACGGCAAGAGGCAAGUCCUUUUCGGCGAUUGGUCCAAACCAUGGCAAUUCAUUAUUGCGGUAAAGGCCGACGGGAAGAUACAGGUGGAUCUCAGACGAAACAUCGACAGUGCAGGAAGCGAUCCGAAGCAGAAUCUGAUUGAAGCCAGUGGUGGUUCUGUGACCCGUGGCGUUUGGCAACACCUUGUGGUCACUUAUUGGCACGUGUCUGGUACGUGUGUUAUUUACCUAAAUGACCAAGUGGUGAGCUCCCUCAGUACCACAUAUCCUGAUCACGACCUACAGGUGAAUGACCAUCCAACCUACGAAGUCGGCUACAAGAAGGACACCAAUAACGACUUCUUUAAGGGGCGCAUUGCACUCCUGAGUGUUGAUGGCAACGCGUACAACUUACUUGGCCGUUCAGCUUUUCCAUCUUGUCACCACUAAGAUGUCUGCAUUACUGAGAUUCAUGCAAAUGGCCCUUCCUCGGUUUCUUCUCAAUGAAUCGCUUGAUUGAUGAUUAUUCUCCAGUAUCUACUGUAUACAUCAAUAAAAUUCCUUAAAGUAUA